Molecule: messenger RNA, 870 nt
Organism: Centropristis striata (black sea bass)
Lineage: Eukaryota; Metazoa; Chordata; Actinopteri; Perciformes; Serranidae
Gene: npb
Product: neuropeptide B
Exons: 2
Coding region: 74-466 (130 amino acids)
Biological process (GO): G protein-coupled receptor signaling pathway; feeding behavior
Molecular function (GO): G protein-coupled receptor binding
Source: RefSeq, a predicted model, not a curated record
AGCCAACAGACGAGAAAAGCGCCGUUUUUCCCCUUUGUGUAAAAAGUGCCAACACGGUUCCAGACAUCCAGACAUGGACAGGUCAGUCAGGUUCGCGGUGGUGUGCGUCGGAGUGUCUCUGCUCAUCUCCUGCCAUUCAGUCGAAGCCUGGUACAAGCAGUCGACCGGGCCCAGUUACUACUCGGUGGGUCGUGCCUCCGGUUUGCUGUCCGGGAUCAGGAGGUCGCCUUAUGUCCGGAGGUCCGAGUCCGAAGAGACGCUGAUGGACAGCGGGGAGACGGCAGGAAACACCGUGAUCCCAGACGCCACCAGGCAGAUCUCCAUCCUCAAAAGCAUGGCCAUCUGCGUGAAGGACAUCUCUCCAAACCUGAAGAGCUGCGAGCUGCUGCGGGACGGGACAGGGACCUUCCAGUGCAAGGCGGACGUCUUCCUCACCCUGGACUCCCUGGACUGCCUGUCCGCGUGAGUCGGACCAGCGGAGACAGUCCUGGUCCUGCAUCGAGACCCGGGAGCGCCUCUCUGGAAACGGGAACGGAAAAAAGAAGGAAUGCGGGAUGGAUGAGUGUGUGGAGGUGGCGCAGAGCGAAACCUGAUCAAUGUCAUGAUGGACCGCUGCAGACUCUGAAUGUUCUCUUAUUAUUAAACUACAUUGUUCAGUUUUGCUUUGGUUGUGUAAAUAGGAGAAUAAAAAACAGUGUGAGAGAUGUUAGUUGAAAUCAUUUUCUUUCCAGAUGACUUCCCAUCUUUACUGUUGAACCCCUGACAUGUACCUUCUGUUGCCAAAAUGUAUUAAAUGUCCAGACUGCAGAGCAGAUUUCCUGGAAAGUACUUUUAUUUAUUUUAUCUAUUAAAAUGAACAAACACUGGUAA